Messenger RNA from Lactuca saligna, 672 nucleotides. Lineage: Eukaryota; Viridiplantae; Streptophyta; Magnoliopsida; Asterales; Asteraceae. The record is from the annotation of a GenBank genome assembly.
AUGGCUAAGCGCGAAUUUUCAAGCACAUUGAAGAACUUGAAGAGAUGUGGUGGUGGUUAUGGUGCUCCUCGUGGUGGUUUCCGUGGUGGUCGCCGUGGCGGUUUCAGUAACGGAGAUUCAGAGGAUGGCGACCGCCCACGUCGGCCAUAUGAACGCCGAAGCAGGACAGGGUGUGGGAAUGAGUUCAAAUGCGAGGGUGCUGGUCGUGGGAACUGGGGAACACAGGCUGAUGAGAUUACUCAGGAAACUGAAGAAGUGGUGGUUGAAGGGGAGAAAAAUGUGGGCUCUGAUAAACCAUUUGCUGAAGAAGAGGCAACAAAUGAGAAAAAGGAGAAUGCUGCAAAUGAACCCGAGGAUAAGGAGCCUGAGGAUAAGGAGAUGACUUUAGAAGAAUAUCAGAAGGUUUUGGAAGAGAAGAGGAAAGCUCUGGAGGCACUUAAACAAACUCAGCAGAUCUUCCUCCAAACCACAAAAGGAGAGUUGGUAGCAGAGUAUAAAGGAAUCAUCCAAUCCAACUGCAUUGACUGUCUUGACCGCACAAACGUCACCCAGGGUCACAUGAGUCUAUAUGUGGCUCUCUCUUUUUCUCAAUGUUACCGUUUAUUUCUUUCUUUCCCACUUUUUCAUUCAUUUUAUGAGGUUAUAUGUAUUUCCCUGGAUAUUUCAGUGUAG